Triticum turgidum subsp. durum (durum wheat) is the source of this 1389-nucleotide messenger RNA. The record is from the annotation of a GenBank genome assembly. Lineage: Eukaryota; Viridiplantae; Streptophyta; Magnoliopsida; Poales; Poaceae.
AUGCGGUCGCCGCGACUCCGCCGCCAGCCGGCGCCGGCGCCGGCGCGGGAUCCGCAUCCGGCGGAGCCCACGGAGGUCUUCCCCCUGGGCGAGGCUGUGGAGGUGCUCCCGGACGAGGGAGCCUACCGCGGGGCCCACCUCCCCGCCGUCGUCGCGCGCUUCGACCCCGACCUCCGCAGCUACGCGGUCGAGUACGACGCCCUAGCCAUCUCGGGGGCCUCCGGCCGCGCCCUCCCGGAGACCGUGCCGGCGUCGCAGGUCCGCCCGCGCCCUCCGCCACCGUCGCCGGCGCCCCACGCCGAGCACGCCCCCGUGGACGCGCUCCGAGACGGCGCGUGGUGGCUCGGCGUCGCCCUCCUCGGCGGGGGGCGGGCGGACGGGAAGGUCGCGGUUCGCUUCCCGGCGACGAGGGAGGAGGCCGAGUUCGACGCGGCCGAUGUCCGGCCCCACCUCGAGUGGGUCGCCGGCGAGUGGCGCUCCCCCGAGGACAUGGAGACAUCCAAGAGAACGCCGUAUGCUAAAGGAACACAUAUAGAAGUUGCCAGGUUGGAAGCUGAUUCUGUUGUCGCUUGGUUCCCUGCAAUUGUUGCAAAGCCUAUCUGGAAAAAUAACCUCUUGGUGGAGUACCCUUUCGGGAAGGGUAGUGAACUGUGCAAUGAGAUUAUCAACAUCAAGCACAUCAGACCUUGCCCGCCACGUGCAUCAGUUAUUAGUUUCUGCGUCAAUGAUGAUGUUGAGGGCUUCCAAGAUGAUGGCUGGUGGCCAGGGAAGAUCACUGAGAUCCAUCCCAAGUUAACAUAUACAUUUAAGUUAGCAACUUCAGGAAAGAAGGUUCAGUUACACCAGAACACACUGAGGCUUCGAUAUGACUGGACUGAUGACCAAUGGAAGCAAGUUGCACAGAAUCUGUCGGGAACAAAAUUCACAGGAGGCGACAGGGUUGAGGUGAGCAGCGACGAGGAAGGUUUCAACGGAGCGUGGUUCCAGGGGACCGUCGUCAAAUCCGUGGGACACAAGUUCCUCGUGGAGUACGAUGCGCUGAAGGAUGAUGACGAGAUCACGCCUCUGAAAGAAACCAUAGGGGAGGAGCACAUCAGGCCCUCCCCUCCUGCUAUCCCUGUCACCAACGGUUUCAAGGUCCUUGACGAGAUUGACGCCUAUACCAAUGAUGGGUGGUGGGUCGGCGUGAUAUCUGAGGUCCUCGACGACCAGAAGUACAAGGUUUACUUCAAGGCUUACAAGGAGCAGAAUGACUUUGAGCUCGAGCAGCUGAGGCGUCACUGCGAUUGGGUGGGGCUAUCCGUUUUAUCAGCAUCUAAGUUGACAGCUGAUAAUGAAAUUAGCACUUGUGAUGAUGAUUUACUGAUAGCUGCUAGCAUAGCUGGAUAG